AAAAUAGCCUCAUACAUUUACGGUACCCACAUAACUUUAAAUAGAUUCCUUGAUUCAAUAUUUAAUACUAAACUUGCUAUCACGAUGAGUAUAUAAAUCCAUUUUAAACAUAUCUAAAGCACGCAGUAAAUCAAAAGUACUCGAAGAAUAAGUUUACUAAAGCUAAAAUAAAAAAAAUGCUCUCUUUAAAAUGUGUUGUUUUGUUCGCUGCCUGUCUAAUCCUGGCGGUUUCAGCCUUGCCGGCAGCCCAUUUUUACGAUCCUGAACCAUCUGUUUUAAGUCAGAUUAAUCAACCGGCCUUAGGACGUCACAUACGUUCUCCAAAAGGUGGACAUAUUGAUUUGGACGUUAAAAAGGAUCAAUCCGGUAGUCAGGCCUCAGUUAAUUACAAUCAAAAUAUUUUCACCAGUCAUGAUGGUCGAGGAUCCGUUGACGCCUAUGCUCAAGCAUCACGUGAUUUUAGUCAUAAUCGUAAUGAUUUCAGUGGUGGCAUUCGUGGAUCGUGGAAAUUUUAACUACAAUAAAGAUAUUGUUAUCAGCUGUGAUCGUCAAUGAUCGGCUGAGGCUAAAGUAUCUACAUAACAUAACCGUAAAGAUAUGAAACUUAUAUAAAUAAAUAUUUGCGUAAAAAAUAAAA
This is a messenger RNA of Lucilia sericata (common green bottle fly), 637 nucleotides long. RefSeq lists its product as uncharacterized. The record is from RefSeq and is a predicted model, not a curated record. Bases 177 to 515 code for a protein of 112 amino acids. Lineage: Eukaryota; Metazoa; Arthropoda; Insecta; Diptera; Calliphoridae. The transcript has a single exon.